AUGUCCUCACUUUUUGAAAACGUUAAAGACAAAGUUAUUGCUGCUAAGCAACAUCUUAAAAAAGGCGCUCACUCUUAUCUAGAAAUUAUCUUCGUGAACCAAGACCUACUCAAAGAAUAUGCUAGUAAUGGGGUAGUAAAACCUACUAUGGCUACAUCCCUACAGAUGCUCAUAAAUCCUUCUUACUGGUCAAAAUCAGAAAUGUGCCACUUG
Molecule: messenger RNA, 213 nt
Organism: Dentiscutata erythropus
Lineage: Eukaryota; Fungi; Glomeromycota; Glomeromycetes; Diversisporales; Gigasporaceae
Source: the annotation of a GenBank genome assembly